GAAGUAGAUUUCGGAACGCACCUCUUGCAGGCUAGCACUUGUCAGCAGUCUCAGGUGCUCAGCAGCGAACGUCUGGCAGUGUAGCGUGACGUAACAGCUCCUGUUUGAUUCUCGACUGUUCAGUAGCCAUUUUGUUUUCAUCGAAGGGCCGAAACAGCAAACUUACCGCUCUACAAUGCCUGAGGCUAUCUUAACUGCUGACAAAUUGCAAACUGCGCCAUUCGAUCCGAGAUUUCCCAAUCAGAAUCAAACCAGACACUGCUGGCACAGCUUUGUGGACUUCCAUCGCUGCCAGAAAGCUCGCGGUGAAGAUUAUGAACCCUGCCAGUAUUUCAAAAAAGUUUAUACUUCACUGUGUCCCAACGCAUGGAUCGAGAAAUGGAACGAUCAACUUGAAGCAGGCACAUUUGCUGGGCGCAUAUAAAAUGGGUAGAAACACGUGUAUAUAUCUUCGCCCCACUUUAGUGAAUUCUUAAUUAUAGAAUAUGUCCUGUUCACAUGACAGGAUGACAAAGUACGUGCUAUUCCUGAUCUUUGUAACAUAUUAUCGAUGAUAAUAAUAAUAAUAAAUUAAAAUCCAUCACCGAA
Messenger RNA from Neodiprion fabricii, 588 nucleotides. It is a transcript of the gene COX6B, whose product is annotated as cytochrome c oxidase subunit 12, mitochondrial. Lineage: Eukaryota; Metazoa; Arthropoda; Insecta; Hymenoptera; Diprionidae. Bases 176 to 424 code for a protein of 82 amino acids. The transcript is spliced from 3 exons. The record is from RefSeq and is a predicted model, not a curated record. Gene Ontology annotation, cellular component: mitochondrion; respiratory chain complex IV.